Messenger RNA from Caenorhabditis remanei, 426 nucleotides. RefSeq lists its product as uncharacterized. The coding region runs from base 1 to 426 and encodes 141 amino acids. Lineage: Eukaryota; Metazoa; Nematoda; Chromadorea; Rhabditida; Rhabditidae. The record is from RefSeq and is a predicted model, not a curated record. The transcript has 3 exons.
AUGAAAGAUAUCGUCGCCACACUUUGGUUUUUGUCAUGCGCGAUUCACGACUAUAACGAAAGUGUCAAGUGGAGAAUUAAUAUGAUUUUUGGAGGUGCGUUCAUUAUACUCAACUCCGUCCUUAUUAUAUCUUCCUUGCUCUAUGUCCCAAUCAUGCUGAAUGGCUCGAUUCCCAGCACCAUUUAUUUGUUUCUCAACUACUCUACAACAUGGGCGAUCAUCAUAAACACUAUUUUCUGCGAUAUUUACCUUGUUCCUUUGAUAAUUCAAAUUUCCUACUUAGGAUGUAACAAAAGGAAUGUAAAUACGUUCAUGUCUUCGUUUACUCUGACUAAGUUUAUUCAUGUUUUGCUGGAUAUCAAAAGAGAUUCUGAAGUUCACCCAAGUAUCCAUUUCACAGAUUCCAGUAGUCCUGCUUUUGUGUGA